AGAGGUGGCGGUAUAGAGACAAUCUCGGAGUUUAUCUUUGGCGAAGAAGAAGAAGCCCCACCCUCUCUUCCGGAUAAGGCCAUAUCAGCACGUUUUAUUUAUCGUUCACUGUAUUUGUGUGCUUUUAUCUUGUGCUAAUGAUGAGCUACAUUUUAUAACAAGUCAUUAAUAACACAUAUGGUAGUCAGGUUCAUGUACCUCGUAAGCACUGUUAGUGGUUGACCUUAACAGCAGCAUCCAGUCAUGGAGGAGGUGGAGACACCAGAGGAGCUCCUAGCAAAGCAGCACCGCAAGGAGAAGAAGGAUCUGCAGGCUAAAGUCCAGGGCAUGAAAAAUGCAGUCCCCAAAAAUGACAAGAAGAGGAGGAAACAGCUGACAGAGGAGAUCUCCAAACUUGAGGCUGACCUGAGUCAGAAACAUGAGGAGGAAUUCAGGCAGCUCAAAGCAACAGCUGACACAAAGAAGGUGGAAGAGGUCAUAAAUGGAGUGGAGACUGUAAAGGUGGAAGAUGGAGAACAAGAGGAGGCGAAACAGCCGCGAGUAACCAAAGCCCAGAAGAGAAGGGACAAAAAGGCUGCACAGGAGAAGGAGAGGGAGAUCAGGAUAGCAGAGGCUGAGGUGCAGAACCUGCAGGGUGUGAGACAUCAGGAGGGUUUAAAGCUGGUCCAAAAACUCGCCCAGCAAAAGCUUCAGAUCAAGGAGAUCUCCUCUGAUGGCCACUGCAUGUACCGUGCUAUUGAAGAUCAGCUGACACGGCGAUCAAAGCUCCAAUUACCCACAAGUGUGAAGGAACUGCGAUCCCGCACUGCCGAGCACAUGAGAGGCCAUCCUGACGACUUCCUGCCUUUCCUCACCAACCCAAGCACAGGUGACAUGUACACAACAGAUGAGUUUGAGAAAUACUGCAGUGAUGUGGAGCACACAUCAGCUUGGGGUGGACAACUGGAACUUCGAGCUUUGACGCAAGUUCUUCAUUUGCCGAUCGAGGUGAUCCAGGCGGACUCUCCUACCAUAAAAAUUGGGGAGGAAUAUGACGGCGAACCCAUCACACUUGUCUAUAUGCGGCACGCUUAUGGUCUAGGAGAGCACUACAAUUCUGUGGAACAGCUAAAGGACCCAGUCAAUGCUGAGGACAGCUGAGAGAGAGUUAACAUAAGGCUGUUGGCGUAAUGCAGAGAGUGUUCAAACUUCUAACACAAAGCACCCUGAAAUAUGACAUAUUUGAAGGGAGACCCCUGGUCAAGCGAGACAUUGCUGAGCUCAACAGAGAAUGCUUCUGUUUUCACAUCGGUUAAAUGUCUGUGUUGAAGUCAGAUACGGAGAGUGAAACCUAAAUGAAUACAUAACUUCUAAUGUAUAAACGAUAACAUUGUGUUAAUCAUGAUAAUGAUAAUAAAAAAAACACAAUUGAACAGAAUGUGUGAAAAGAUUUUACAUGGGUCGCCCCUGGCUAAUCCUAAUGAUUACAGGGUUACCUUUUAGCUCAUUUUCAGAGGCAUCGCUGAAUCUUUUUUUUUUUUAAGAAAAAAAAUACAGUUCCACUCAUGCAGUUGAGGAUUCAGGAGCUGCUUAUCAUGUGUGACUACCAACCAAAUGUGGACAACGAGUGGUUGUUUUCAGUGUUGUUUGGCUGAAAUGAGCUGUUAAACGUGUAAAUGAUACCAAGUUACAUAAAUGCAUACAAUACCAUGAGUGUGUGUGUGUCACAGCUUUAUUCUGAAUGUUUCUAAUGAGCAUCCUUGUAUUCCUCAUAGGCACCACAAUUUAUAUACCAUGCAUUAAAAAUAAAAAACCCUCACUGUCAUGGGUGUGUCAUGGUAAAACUGGCCAUUAUAAUCAAUCCACCCAUAUUUAACAGUUUAAUAUCCAGCUGUGUCCACCAGAGGUCGCAGCCGCUCCGGAUCAGAUCUUUGACUUGUCAAAGAGCGUGCUGUUGCCACGGUAACUCCACAGAACGUUACGAUAGGCGUAAAGAAAUGGCUAAAAGGGAAUCGGCGGCUAGAAAGUGGGUGAUAAGGGUUUUAUAUGCCGGAGCAGCCUCUUUAAAUUUAAGCUCGACGCACAUAAAGGAAGUUCCCAAGUGCGUUUCCAGACUCACAAACCUGUCAGUCCUCCUGUUAAACAACAACUCCAUCACAGGCCUUCCCACUGAGCUGCUCUCCUUACAUCAACUGGCUGAGCUGAAUUUAGGAAAUAAUGCCUUGAAGGAGUUUCCCGCUGUUCUGGGCCAUCUGGAGUCCUUGAAAAAGCGGUGGCUUCAAGAACCUUGUCCUCAAUCUGAACCACAACCAGAUUCAAAGACUUCCGCCAGGGAUUAAAAGGUGCAAUAUGACUCCCUAUAUCUGCAAUUAUAGGUUCUGAAGUCAACAAAUCAUUUAAUGACAGUUUAAUUCUGAUACACAUGUGCACACAUUGUGAAAAUGCUGCAUGUAAACCCCCCCUCCUCUCAAAUUCAAGUCUGACUAUGCUUGAACACCUCAGCGUGCUGGACAAUAAGCUGGAGGAAGUUCCUGCAGAGCUUGGUCAUCUCACUCGCUUGUCUGAGAUAAACCUAAACUUCAGCAAGCUGUCCUGGCUUCCUUGGCAGCUGUACCAGUGCAAAGAGCUGACAAAGCUGUUUAUGCAGCCAGAAACUACUUGACCAGCCUACCAGAGGAGGGUUCUCAUAAGAUCCCACACCAGUUACCUGGAACAGGUUUGUGCAGUGUGAGCUCAUGACUUCGGUGCAGUAUGCUGAAGUACUUAUAUUAAAGUAGGAAGUGGUUGUUAGGUUUGUAUUGCGGGAGGACAGGAACAGGUUCUCUCUAAUCCAUGUGAUGCUUCCCCACUAUCCAAAUCUAAAGACGUCUGCUGGAUACCGCCAGUUCUUGUACGGUCUGCUGCAGCCCCUUCCUCACCACCUGGCUGCAUUGUGUACAUUAUGUAAAUCUAAAGAAGAAUAUUGUAAAUGAACAGAAGCAAGUAAACUGUCUGUCCUUGGAGGUUACAAGGAAGUGAUACCAUUACUGAACCGUUCCUCAUUAGAGGGGGUGUAAGACAAGAACCCAGCCGCCAGGCCAGCUCCCUGUCUCUGGCAGUUCUGGGUCACCACCAGCCACACUGCAAAAACCCCCAAAAAACAACCACCAUUACCAGACUGCAUUUGCUGCAGAAAUCAGACAGAAAUGCUGCAGCAACAUCAAAAGAACAAAUAAAUCUUUAAUCUUGA
Haplochromis burtoni (Burton's mouthbrooder) is the source of this 3208-nucleotide messenger RNA. RefSeq names its product OTU deubiquitinase 6B (gene otud6b). The transcript is spliced from 13 exons. The record is from RefSeq and is a predicted model, not a curated record. Lineage: Eukaryota; Metazoa; Chordata; Actinopteri; Cichliformes; Cichlidae. Gene Ontology annotation, molecular function: cysteine-type deubiquitinase activity. Gene Ontology annotation, biological process: protein deubiquitination. The coding region runs from base 244 to 1140 and encodes 298 amino acids.